UUUAUCUUUCUUGUUUAAUGACUUUUAUCUGUGUAUUGUAGGACGCUUUUGAAUUCUAAAAAAAGCAUCUCGUGUUCAUGGCUGAACCGAAUCCAGCAAAUACAGACGGCGCCAAUGGCACCGCUGCUUUGAAUAAAGAUUUUAAUGACGAUUCAAUACCUCAGGAGCUCCUUAAGACAGACGAUUACGUUUCGAUAUACUUACGUUGCCGAUAUGACCGACGUGGUCAUAUCGAGAACGGACAACUAGACGAUUUUGAAGCGAGUCUUCCAGAUGAUUUCAGAAAAGGAUUGCCAGGAGACUAUAAGAAGAAGAUCAAACAUGAAUUAGAUCGCAUUGCUGAAUUGCGAGCAAUAUUUUCUGGAAGAGAGAGAAAUCUUUCUGACAUUACAAAGUUGAACAAGUUCAAGGUAGCCUGGAAAAAUAACGCUAUCGACUCUUCUCAGGAAAACUCGAAAAACAAUGCACGCGAGCUAAAUGAACUGAAGAAGCAACAGGAAGGAUUGAGCCGAAAAUUCGAGGCUCCCCAAAAUGAAUCAACGACGGCUACGCAGGUCGGAAAAGACCUAGCGGAAAAUGAUCGAAAGAUACUUGCAGCGGAAAAUAAAGAUAGGAUCCUAAAAGAGGUGGCAAAGUGGAAUCAUCCUUGUGUUUCGAUUGCCGAAGCAGAAAAACUUGUUUCAGAUGACUCUGGAUAUGGGUUUAACGUUUCAAAAAUUACCUUAGAGAAGGGGAAAUUGAACGAUGCGGACAAGACGGCAUCUUUUGACCAGUAUCAAAUAAAAAAGUAUUCUGUUUCGGAGGUACUAGAUUUUGUUGGUGGACAAGAUCCAUGGGCAAGAGAAAAUACUGAAAGUAUUCGCUACUUUCAUUUCCCUGCUAAUAACAUGAAAUGGAUUGAAAAAGCAAUACAAAGACACUACAAAGAGAGCGAAGACCAUCGACCUCAGACAUCAAAAAUUCUUUCUAGGGAACUGUGGACAGGGCAGCAGCAUGGAGCUCUAGAUGAUCCGCUUCAUGCUCGGCACAUGCGGUCGCACUGCAAACAUAUUCCUCAAGAUCCGGAGGUAGAUGCCAUUCUUGCUGAAAAUCACCAUGAUUCUCCGAAAAGAAGAAAUAAUAAUAUAGUCCUUGUCAUGCCUUAUCUUCACUGGGAGAUGGAUCGAAAGAGAGCUCACAUGGCUAAAAUUGCGAAAGAACUCACAUCUAAGUAUCAAGCAAAACAGCCUCGUCACCACAUCCUUAACAAAAGUAUACUUGCAGAGAUCGUCGAAAGUAAUAGGAAGAAAUAUGGCUUCCUACAACAGCUCGAGGUCAAGGAGCGUGCGGGCUUGGAUGUUCCUGCUCCUUCUGGUGAAUCAAAGCAGAUGACUGGGCUCAGCCGUUUCCUUCGAACCAGUUCUAAAACUGGUUUGAAUCAAAACUUUUCGGGAAAGAUCACAAAUCCCUGUGGUUGUUAUUUGAUGCAAGCUGCGAAAGUCUACGAGGCAAUGGAUCUUGAACCGGAUAUCAAAUUAUUACGCAGCCAUUUGCAUGAAACACCGCCUUUUCAUCCACGUCGUACGCUUGAUCAGUCCUACUACUUCAAGCUUGAAAAUACUGAUUCUCGGGACAAGGAUCAGGUUGUUUCUCGUGGUACAAAUGAGCGGAGGAAAACUAACGGGGGCACCCGUGUAGUGAUGGUCGAUCAGCUAUGGAUGUAUAUUCUUGACGAACGUGGGUUGCCUUUUGGAGAGAGCACUCAUUUCUUUUCACAGGGUCACAUUAUUGACACGCACAUAGAUACCAUCAUUACUAGCUUCCCAAGAAGGCUGGGUCGUAACAAACCUGACUCCUCUGGUGUGCAUAAAUGUAUCAGAGACCGACUCGAAAAUAUACGUCCAGGCCAGAUCAAUUCAGUUUAUGAUUUGGCUCUUUUGAUUAUAAAUGAGUGUUCAAUGGUGUUUUUUGAUCGCACAAAGCCUACUGGUAAACGCCCCGAGGUUUUGGAUAUAUUUUCCAAUGCGAUUGGUUAUGUUUCCGAAAUGAAAACGAACGCGUUCGAGCUAUUCUGGCGUCAUCUUGAGAAACUGAGUGGCCAGAAACUGAAGACCAGCCCAGAAAGGGCACGAAUGUAUCUCAAUAUUAAUCCCGAAGGGGUUUUGCUACGAGAGGCCCACGAUAUCAUCGAAGAAUUGAAAAUGAUGUCGCAUAUUAAUUUGCAACAGUUACAAAUUACGCAAGUCUUCUCAAAAGCCCUACAGACAAUUAAUGGACAGGUGGAGCCAAUGCAAGAAAUAACUGGCCUCUUGAAUCUUACGUUAAAAGAACUGCAAAAGAAGAAUUCCUCGGAUUCAAAUGGCUUAACCAACGACUCACCGGCUAAGGAUACUCCCACAAAGUUCAGCAAAGGCAUUCUAAAACAUACCAUUGAUCAAUCCUUAGAUCUGGUUGACACUAUAUCUAAUCAUCACAGCGAAUUGCAACAGCUCGAGGAAAGUGCCCGUGAAAUUGCCGAACAAUUACGAGACCUACUCACACUAAAACAACAACAAGCUAGUAUCAUAGAAGCCACCGCUUCACUGGACCGCGCGGAUGAAAGUGUGCAUCAAGGUCGAUCUAUCAUGAUAUUCACCAUUAUCACCAUUAUUUUCCUUCCGUUACCUUUCAUGAGCAGUAUAUUCGGUAUGAAUGCGGUGGAGUUUACUGGAUCGUCAAACUCCGUUAUGGGCAUUAGAGAACAGUUCGAGUUCAUGUUUCCGAUAUCAAUCGCGCUGACUUUGUUCUUCCUUUGUAUGGCACUCAAACCACCGAGGCCAACACUUACGAUAUUUCCCUUCUUUUUAUUCUUUCCUAUUGUUUUGUUCAAGGCGGCAUGGUAUGGAUAUAGAGGAAAGCCGGAAAAAUGGCAGCGGCUCUCUUGUUACUUGCUUGUCGGUUCAGCCAAGGAAAAGAUGGGAGAAAGGUACAGGGACAUGGCUACAAAUGUGUAUCGGUGGUGUGCUGCGUCAAACGCCAAAGACACGAUUGAACCACAACCCAAGAAUUCAGGUAACAAGGAGCAAGCAGCCCCAAAUGAUGAAUCGUGUGAGGUAUUCUACCUUGGCGGGGACAAAUUCAAGGAUUCUGCUUCUAUGAUUGAAGGAGACGUUGUUUGAUCUCGGGGUUCUAUAUUUAUACCACUGUAAAGAUACUUUGAGAGUGUAGGGAUCGAGGUGUGGCUCGUCUUAUUAUGUAUGCUAUUUAUCUGGGAUCUGGUUUAAGCGCAGAUGAUUUUGUUGGAUUAACGCUCGAGUAAUUGAAUUGAAUU
This is a messenger RNA of Botrytis byssoidea, 3289 nucleotides long. RefSeq lists its product as uncharacterized. The record is from RefSeq and is a predicted model, not a curated record. Gene Ontology annotation, cellular component: membrane. The transcript has 7 exons. Gene Ontology annotation, molecular function: nickel cation transmembrane transporter activity; cobalt ion transmembrane transporter activity; magnesium ion transmembrane transporter activity. The coding region runs from base 78 to 3137 and encodes 1019 amino acids. Gene Ontology annotation, biological process: transmembrane transport; metal ion transport. Lineage: Eukaryota; Fungi; Ascomycota; Leotiomycetes; Helotiales; Sclerotiniaceae.